Messenger RNA from Cryptococcus wingfieldii CBS 7118, 738 nucleotides. RefSeq lists its product as hypothetical. The transcript has 5 exons. Lineage: Eukaryota; Fungi; Basidiomycota; Tremellomycetes; Tremellales; Cryptococcaceae. The coding region runs from base 1 to 738 and encodes 245 amino acids. The record is from RefSeq and is a predicted model, not a curated record.
AUGUUCACCAAGACUUUUGCCGCCCUCUCCCUCGCUGCUUUGGCCGCCAAAGCCAUCAUCACCCCCACCUCCCCCGACGGUUCCACCUCCGUCAAGGUCGGCGAGGAGAUUGAGGCGCUUUGGACUGUGGACUCUGUCGAUGACUGGAGCAACGUCGAGAUCCAGUUGAUGACUGGUCCCAACCUUGCUAUGGUUGCCCUUGCCACCGUCGCCACUGGUAUCGACGGUACCUCCGCUUCUUCUUACACCUUUACGGCGCCGGACGUCAGCCCUUACUCCAAGAUCUACUUUUUGCAGUUCACCAACGGCGGUGACAUGAGCAACGUUACUUGGACCACCCGAUUCACCAUUGCUGGCAGUGAUGGAUCUACCACCGAACCUACCGACACCACCGACUCUGUCGAGUGGGGUACUGGUUCCCUCCUCACCACUAUCUCCAACUCCACCUCCUCUUCUACCGACUCGUCUUCUGCCUCUGCCUCGGCUUCGACAUCUUCUGCCGCUUCCGUCGCUGCCAACGUCGCGUCGACCUCUUCUGAGGCUGCGUCCGGCUCUGCCGCUUCUUCCGGCUCUUCCGACAGCUCUUCCUCCGCCGCCGGAUCCUCCUCCUCCUCCACCGCCUCUGCUUCUCCCGCCAACGCUUCCUCCUCUUCGUCUACUUCUGCCGCUGGCAAGCUUGAGGUCGGUGUGGUCGCUGCCCUCUUGGGCGGUGUUGCUGCUCUUGCCUCUUUCUUCUAA